Messenger RNA from Peromyscus californicus insignis, 4281 nucleotides. RefSeq names its product trimethyllysine hydroxylase, epsilon (gene Tmlhe). Lineage: Eukaryota; Metazoa; Chordata; Mammalia; Rodentia; Cricetidae. Bases 2468 to 3733 code for a protein of 421 amino acids. Gene Ontology annotation, biological process: carnitine biosynthetic process. Gene Ontology annotation, cellular component: mitochondrion. The transcript is spliced from 9 exons. Gene Ontology annotation, molecular function: iron ion binding; trimethyllysine dioxygenase activity. The record is from RefSeq and is a predicted model, not a curated record.
GUGUGUGUGUGUGUCUCCUCUGUGGGGUUUGGAGCAAUCACAGUCUGAUAAAUGUCUGUCUCUCAGAACCAUGAGUGUUCUUCCCUAGAAGAGAAAAUCUUCACAGCAAUUUCUCUCCACCAUUUGUCUUGCCAAAUUUUCCAAACUGACCUUUGCCAAUGUUUUCUUGUAACACAAUGGUCCUGGCAAUUGUUCUCUGAACAAGCAGUAGUAAAUCCUUCAUCCCAGGUAGCAGCAUCACCGCAGUCACCAACACGAUGAGAAGAAGCCAGCAACUCAGAGCAGCAGCCACUGCCUCCAUGGUCCCACUACCACCGUUUGUGGCUUGGCCCUGGCCACAGCUUCUUCUUAGCAAGCCUCCCAGGCUGGCCUCAAACUCGGGAUCUUCCUGCCUCUCCCUUCUUCAGCAAAUCCUACCAGAGUGCUCCACCACAACCGGCUGAGGGUAGCUUAGGUCUGAGGCCACAGGCAAGCAGCUUUUUCGUGAAUUCAUACCAUGAACGUUGGGUGUCAGAUGUAGCAUGCAUCUUAGAAGGUCUUAUUAAUGAAAAUAAACCUGAAGCCAGGUAUUGGGGUGAAUGCUGGAAGAUCAAAGAAGCAGAACAAGCCACAGCUUCCUCACCUCGACAGUUCCUCAGCUGAUCCUGUUUCCUCAUACUGGAAGCCUCUGCGUCUUCAUCCAGAAUGAAUCUCAGCUGAACUGCUGCUGCUCAAAAGCCUAAAAGCUUAACCAGGCUAGUUCCUGGUCCUCACACCUUAUAUACCUUUCUGCUUCUUGCCAUCACUUCCUGGGAUUAAAGGCUGUUGUUACCACACCUGGCUGUUUCCAGUGUGGCCUUGAACUCACAGAGAUCCAUGCCUCCAGAAGGCUAGGAUUAAAGGUGUGAGUGCUACCAUUUUCUGGCCUCUGUAUCUAGUGGCUGUUCUGUUCUCUGACCCCAGAUAAGUUUAUUAGGGUGCACAAUAUUUUGGGGGAACACAAUAUCACCACAGGUCUUAAUAAAAACCUGGAGCCAGAUAUCAGGUUAAAUGCUGAAAUAUCAAGAGACAAAGAAACAAGUCACAGCCACCUCUCACUUCACCAACUCCUCACCUGAAAAGACUGAGCUCCUGUCUCCUCCUGCCUUAUAUUCCUUUUUCUGCCCAGCCAUAUCACUUCCUGUCUCAACCUCACUAGUUCUAGGAUUCAAGGUGUGUGUGCCUCUCAAGUACCGGGAACAAAGGCAUGAGAUCCCAAGUGCUGAGAUUAAAGGUGUGUGCCACCACUGCCUGGCCUCUAUGGGUAACUAGUGGCUGGCUUUGCCUUCUGAUCUUUAGGCAAGCUUUAUUUGUUAGAGCAUAUACAAAAUAUCACCAAAGAGUUUGACUUGUUCUUGUUUUUCUGAAAUCUUGAUAUGCAUCAUUAAAUUAUUUUUUGAGAUUCUCUGAUUUUUAAUGAAAGCACUCAUAAACUUUCUUAUUAGAAAUGCUCUUGUUAUAUCAGCAAGGUUCUGUUAAGUUGUGCUUUCAGUUUUAUUUGAAUUUAGGAAUUUCUUUGAAAUUUCCAUAGAAUAUUCAGUAGAAUAUUCCAUGUUCUACUGAGAAGAAUGUAUACUCUGUUUCUUUGGAUGGAAUACACAGUAUACAUGUGUUAGGCUCAUUUGAACUAUGUUGACUUUUAGUUUGUAUGAUCUAUUUGUAAGUGAGAAUGGAGUGUAAAAUUACUAUUAUUUUACAGUACCUCUGAUAUUUUAUAUUCAUUAAUAUUUUUAUGAAAUUGUAAACCCCAACAUUUAGUCCAUGUAUUUGUGAUUGUUGUAUAUUUUUGAUUGUUUUCUUUAUAAAUAUGGUUUCUUUAUCUCUUCUGACUAAUUUUGGUUUGAAACCUACUUUUUUCUGAUAUUAUAGUGGCUACAAUAGCUUUUUUUCAGCUUCUAUUUACUUAACAGAUUGAUUUCUAUCUUUUCAUUCUAAUUCUGUAUCUUUCCCAGUGAGGGAUAUUCUCAGAGACAAUAGAUAGAUGGAUCCUGUUUUUUAAUCCAGUCACUAGACUGUAUCUUUUAUUGAGUUAAAAUCAUUUACAUUUUUAUUUUUGAGUUUUGAUCAUUUCUAUGUUUGGGGGAUUAGUUUUCUGGUUGCUUGAAUUAUUUUUUUUUUGUUAUUUUCUUUCUCCCCUAUUAGUAUUAAAAGUUUGUUGGAUUACUGUGUUGUCAAAUAAUCUUUUUGUACACUGUGAAUAUGUGUCUUUGCCAGGGCACUUUCUGAUUGGUAUGUAUAAUAAAGAGCUGAAUGACCAAUAGCCAGUUAGGAAGAGAUUAGGCAGGACUUUCAGGCAUAAAGAGACAAGAAAAAGAGAUAAAUCUAGGCAUGGGAGAGACACCAGAGGACCUGGAGAAGAAACAGGAGGUGCAAGAUGGAAAAAAGCACAUCUGCCUGCAUGCUGCCAUGUUCCUCAUCAUGAUGAUAAUGGACUGAAUCUCUCAAACUGAUGUGGUGCCAUAAGUUGUUGCACCUACAAAGCAGGCUCCAGAAUUUGAUGAAGAGAGGAGACAUAGGUCAAGCUCUUCAUCUGUCCAACUUUAAAAGUUUAUUUUCAUUAUCCAUCCAUUGGUGCCAUACAGCUUCCAAGUCUGUGAAUUGUACUUGGCACCAACGUGAAGAUCAUUUGGAACUGCAAUAUGCUAGCACUGUGAUGCGCUUUGAUUAUGUCUGGCUUCGAGACCACUGCCGCUCAGCAUCAUGCUAUAAUUCUAAGACUCAUCAGCGGAGUCUGGACACUGCCAGUGUGGAUUUAUGUAUCAAACCAAAGACCAUUCGUCUAGAUGAAACCACAUUAUUUUUUACUUGGCCAGAUGGUCAUGUGACUAGAUAUGAUCUGGAUUGGCUGGUGAAAAAUAGCUAUGAAGGGCAGAAACAAAAGGUUAUCCACCCUAGAAUAUUAUGGAAUGCUAAACUCUACCAAGAAGCCCAGGUUCCAUCUGUUGAUUUCCAGAGUUUCUUAGAAUCAAAUGAUGAACUGAAGAAGUUUCUGCAGAACUUUCUGCUAUAUGGAAUUGCAUUCGUAGAAAACGUCCCUCCCACUCAAGAACACACAGAGAAGUUGGCAGAAAGGGUCAGUUUAAUCAGAGAAACCAUCUAUGGAAGGAUGUGGUAUUUCACUUCAGAUUUUUCCAGAGGUGACACUGCAUACACCAAGCUAGCUCUAGAUCGGCACACUGACACUACCUACUUUCAAGAGCCCUGUGGCAUUCAAGUAUUUCAUUGUCUUAAACAUGAAGGAACAGGUGGCAGGACACUGUUAGUAGAUGGAUUCUAUGCAGCACAACAAGUACUUCAAAAAGCACCUAAGGAAUUUGAACUCCUCAGCAAAGUGCCGUUGAAGCAUGAGUAUAUUGAAAAUGUUGGAGAAUGUCACAACCACAUGAUUGGAGUUGGGCCAGUCUUAAAUAUCUACCCAUGGAAUAAAGAGCUCUAUUUGAUCAGGUACAACAACUAUGACCGGGCUGUCAUCAACACCGUGCCUUAUGAUGUUGUCCAUCGUUGGUAUAUAGCACACCGAACCCUAACAACUGAGUUGAGAAGGCCUGAAAAUGAGCUCUGGGUCAAACUGAAGCCUGGAAAGGUACUAUUUAUAGACAAUUGGCGAGUCCUUCAUGGCAGGGAAUCAUUCACUGGUUACCGCCAACUCUGUGGCUGCUAUUUAACAAGAGAUGAUGUAUUGAACACUGCUCGUUUCUUGGGGCUUCAUGCUUAAAAUUGAAAGCACUGGGAUUAUAAGUACAGUUGGCACUCUGCUACCAGAAUUUUGUAUCAACACAACAGUAUUGUAUCAAAAUUUGUUUUACAUUGUCUCCUUCCCAUUCCAUAAAACAGAAGCUUUUUCUUACUUUACUAGGAGAAACCUGUUAAAGAAAGGGGACUUCUGAGUUAUCUAAUGUCAGCCAUCUAGUAGGGUAGCUAUCUUCCCAAGUUAUAGUAUGAUCCUACUCUUUUCCUAAACUUUUUGAUGUAAUUAUAAACACUGUACUUAAGAAAUGUAAUUGUCAUACUAAAAGGAAACCAAUAAUAUUAUGUAAUUUGUCUUCAGCUAAAUCAGAAUGCAAUGCAUUCUAGAAAUGAUAAAGUAUUGAUAAAGCAACAUGUGUAAAAAAUUUUCAUCUUUUAUAAUUCAUUUGACUAAUAAUAUGUGCUUACUUUUAUUUUGAAUAUAUCCUAUGAUAUUUUUCAGUUACUUCCAAUUUCAGCAGAUGAUGGGAUAUUGCUUUUCUUUUUAAUGAAUAAACUGAAUAGUAUUCCAUUGUG